This is a messenger RNA of Fusarium subglutinans, 1275 nucleotides long. RefSeq lists its product as uncharacterized. Bases 1 to 1275 code for a protein of 424 amino acids. The transcript has 4 exons. The record is from RefSeq and is a predicted model, not a curated record. NCBI's taxonomy places the organism in Eukaryota, Fungi, Ascomycota, Sordariomycetes, Hypocreales, Nectriaceae.
AUGAGCCCCGCGAUUAAGCUCGAAGGAGACGAAAUUCUCGACGAUUUCCCAAUCUUCCCUGGCUUCUUUGACCAUGAACAAGAUCAAGAUGUUCAAGAAGAAUUCUCUCUGGGAGCCGACUCAAUGUCGCUGAAGGGCCAAGUGUGGCCAGGAAUGGGUAAAAUGGAUCUUGCCGACGACGAGAUGAGGCGGACUCGGAACCAAAAGAAGCCCAAGUCCGUAAUCGACAGAAUGAAGAGGGCUUCGGAGCGUAUCGAACCUACCCAAGUCAUCAUGACAUCUGAACUAGAAGUUGAAAGGAUGAAGGACGUGUAUGAUGAUGCUUCCUCUCCUGCUCCUGGCCAGGAAGAAUCAACACCACCACGAAAAGCUCCAAAAACGAAGCGCAAGAAGGCCACACCUCUAGCUGAAAUCUCGGCCAACGCUCCCAAGCAACGCCGUGGUACUGCUCGUGGUCCAAAACCUGGUACGGGAAAGAAGACAAACACGACAAAAAAACAAAGUCGCGAGAAAGAAUCCAAGACAUAUCCUCCACCAGAAAAACCGCAAGAUAUCCACGAUGUUUUCCGUGAUGAAAAGGACCGGCCAGGUGGAUUCGACCUUCGCACGAAGCAUGGGGCUCGAAGCAUUGACAACUUUCUUCAUUCAAAUCUUGUUUCUCCCACGCCACAUCCAAGAGAUCUAGCACCGCGACAACUUCUAGGCCGAGAAACAUCUAACACACUUCGACCUGAAUCAUAUGCUCCGGGCACUUUCAGUCACGUAGAAGCUUCGUAUGCUUUGAAAGACGCUACCAUCUACAAUGCUUCGUCACGCCUUCCGUUCGUCCCUCCAAAUUUCGACCAGUAUCGAGGACUUGGCCCAGACCAGUUUCAAUUGGCCGCAGACUAUGGAUUCCAGCUGAAACAUGAAGACUACACAGGAUCAAUCACAGGAGAUGUAACACAAGGAACAAACAGCAGUCCUUUCAUGGGAGUGCCUGGAACCAACCCUCUUUUUUCUCAUGACAGGCCAUUCUUGAAUCCUUACAGCCAAGCUACACCAAAUGCAACAUUCUCCCCAUUGUCAUUCACUUCUAUCAACCGACAGCAAGACCACUUACACAAUGACGGAGGAAUAAAAACACCACAGGCACAAAUUUGUGAGCCAAAUGAGAACAAUGGUGGCCUUGGAGAGGAGCAAGAGCUAAGCAUGAGUGCACCCUGGAAUCUGAAUGGUACAGAAAAUGAUAUGGACUUCUCCCACGGCCUUACAGUGGACGACUCACAAAUGUGA